Saccostrea cuccullata (small rock oyster) is the source of this 1400-nucleotide messenger RNA. RefSeq lists its product as uncharacterized. The record is from RefSeq and is a predicted model, not a curated record. The coding region runs from base 126 to 530 and encodes 134 amino acids. NCBI's taxonomy places the organism in Eukaryota, Metazoa, Mollusca, Bivalvia, Ostreida, Ostreidae. The transcript is spliced from 2 exons.
UUUGGCAGAGCGCUAUUCAUCGUAAAUUUAUAUGAAAGAAAAACUUGGUAUACAAUGUAGAUAAGCUUGGAUGCUUCUGUCAGAAAGUCCAAUUGCAAGAGAACUUCAGCUGCUCAAAAACCGGAAUGGGGUCAUCUACCAGUAAAAAAUCAGAAAUAACGACAGAAUCUGUUGAAGAUGACCAGAAAGAGGAAAAACUGCGCAAAAGUAAAGACAUGGAGGCUAUAGACCUAGCUGAAGACUUUGAUUACCAGCGUGGAGUUCAGAGAAAACCACCCGACCGUAAGCCAUCGCUGAUACCACAGACUGACAAUCAGACGAAGAUAAAGGUCCGAGCCUCAGACGAUGAAAUGAAGGAGCCCACAAAUCCAAGUAAAACGGACAAUAAGUGUGCAGAGAUAAAGGAAAAGAAUAAUUCUAGACAGAGAAAAUAUACCAAUUCAGCGAGAGAACAACAGGAAGAACAGAAAAGUGUCCAAUCCCAAAGCAAGAAUGAUCAUUUUGAUUUCUGGGGGAGCGAUGUGUUCUAAUAUUUAGCACAAUGCCGUGACGUCACAAUGGUCUCUCCAGGGACGUCACUGUCAGAUACUUUCGAUAUGUAUGGAUGGGAAACGUCAUUGGAAAGAGUGAUUCUACAAGGAGGAAAAACAAUGUCCGUAUAGUGAUGGAGUCCCCAAUCAGUUCCGAAACAACAAAAAAGGUCAAGUUUGUCGGAGUGCAAAACAAAACUGCUACCUUCACGCGCACACCAAAAAUGGUGGACAUAGGUAAAAUUUUUCAAGAUGAUACACCAAAGAAAAGACCAGAGAGUUUCCGUGUGCCAGGAUACAGUAGUGCUAUGUCGAUAAAUCCCCCGGUGUCCGUGAGAUCCGGUGUCACAGUACCUGUGCUGACGUCAGCCUCUCUCGGUCCCGCGCACCUCUCCACCACCCCGGUGUCCCUCACAGACAGUAAUACACGAAGGAAGCUUUAACUGAGGGGCGGAUCCAUCAAAGGACAAAUAACAUGGACAACAGUUAUAAUGGUUAUUCUGUUCCAUUUUUCCGGGGCAAUGAAAUGAGUGCCUUAUAUAAUUUUUCAUUUAAUUUUAUGUUAAAAAUCAUUCCAAAUGCUUCAAAGAAAGCAAAUCGUCAUUUUACUCUGAAGCUGGUCUGCAGUCAAACGAAUUUUAUGAAAUGAUUCAAAUAAAUUUGUUCUUACUUUUUGUGAUUAUGCAUUUUUUUUUCAUUUUAUUUUUGAAAAUGUAUAUGUAUAUUAUCUGUUUUUAAAUUAUUAUGUGUCCUCUAUGGAAAGAAAUUGCUAUUUUGCUAUCCCAUUACUUUUUACAAUUUGUAUUAGGUGUAUUAUUUCUCUGUCGUCUCAUAUAACAUUUUGCUUUUACGUCCUUACUUAUUUAAAAG